AUGAGGUCCAACAUCAAGCUAACCAUCAGUUCCACCAUCGGACCCUCCAUUGGGACAACCAUGAGGUCCAACAUCAAGCUAACCAUCAGUUCCACCAUCGGGCCCUCCAUUGGGACAACCAUGAGGCCGACCAUCAGACCUGUGAUCUGGAACGGACAUCUGUGGACAGAGGACCAACCAGAGGACCAACCAGAGGACCAACCAGAGGACCAGUCAGUGGGUCAAUCAGAGGACCAACCAGAGGACCAGUCAGAGGACCAGUCAGUGGGUCAAUCAGAGGACCAACCAGAGGACCAACCAGAGGACCAGUCAUCAGAGGACCAACCAGAGGACCAGUCAGAGGACCAACCAGAGGACCAACCAGAGGACCAGUCAGUGGGUCAAUCAGAGGAUCAACCAGAGGACCAGUCAGAGGACCAACCAGAGGAUCAACCAGAGGACCAGUCAGUGGGUCAAUCAGAGGAUCAACCAGAGGAGCAGUCAGAGGACCAACCAGAGGACCAGUCAGAGGACCAACCAGAGGACCAGUCAGAGGAUCAACCAGAGGACCAGUCAGAGGACCAGUCAGAGGAUCAACCAGAGGACCAGUUAGAGGACCAACCAGAGGACCAGUCAGAGGAUCAACCAGAGGACCAAUCAGAGGAUCAACCAGAGGACCAGUCAGAGGACCAACCAGAGGACCAACCAGAGGACCAGUCAGAGGACCAACCAGAGGACCAACCAGAGGACCAGUCAGAGGAUCAACCAGAGGACCAGUCAGAGGAUCAAUCAGAGGACCAGUCAGAGGACCAACCAGAGGACCAGUCAGAGGAUCAACCAGAAGACCAGUCAGAGGACCAACCAGAGGACUGCCGUACCCACUGA
This is a messenger RNA of Austrofundulus limnaeus, 864 nucleotides long. The record is from RefSeq and is a predicted model, not a curated record. NCBI's taxonomy places the organism in Eukaryota, Metazoa, Chordata, Actinopteri, Cyprinodontiformes, Rivulidae.